AUGCCGCUGUUCAACAAGAAAUUCGAAUCGAAACCGAUUCCAGCGCGUGUAAAUCGCUGUAAUAUUGGUUUUCCGGUUGUUAGCGAAGAUAUUGAUGAUUUCCGCAAGAUAUCCCUUAAUCUGGGCAAUAAAAAACUGCGUUUCGCCGAUGGCAUUUGGAUGCAUUCGGUGCGCAAAGGCGACGUCGAUGAUAUGCUGCGUUUGAAUAAAAAGUUUCGGGCAUUAGAGGAGGAGAAUAACAUGUGUAAUCUUAAGAUUGAGGUGAUGCUGGAUUUGCUGGCCGAACAUGCCACAGAACUGAAUGAACUGAAGCCGAAGGAGAAGUAAUUCGCAAAGAAAACAAGAAAAUUCGAAUAAAUAAAAUCUAUGUAUCA
This is a messenger RNA of Drosophila sulfurigaster albostrigata, 374 nucleotides long. It is a transcript of the gene Cby, whose product is annotated as protein chibby homolog 1. The record is from RefSeq and is a predicted model, not a curated record. NCBI's taxonomy places the organism in Eukaryota, Metazoa, Arthropoda, Insecta, Diptera, Drosophilidae.